UCAAUAUGUAAAUUUCAUAAUUGUGGACUUUCAUGGACGGCGUAAACGGACUUUUUAUCAUUGCUGGGAUUUGUGUUGUCCUUUAGGACGAUAUCGUUAUGUCGGGGAUCGGUUUGAAUUUACGAUGUUCCUACAAACUUAGUCAGGGUCAGAGGAAAUAUAUGGAAGAUGUGUAUGUGACGAAGUUUCUCGAAGAUGAGGAAGGAGAAGCCAAACUGGCCUUCUUCGCUGUGUACGACGGCCAUGGUGGUCGUCAUGCUGCUGAAUUUGCCAAGCAAAGACUGCUUCAAGAAAUCACAAGCCAGGAGUUAUUUUGGUCUCAUAAUGAUGACGAUGUUCUUAAGGCAAUAAAGAUAGGUUUCAGUGUCACACACCAGUUGAUGUGGAAGGAGUUAGAAAACUGGCCUAAAACAUGGAGUGGGCGGCCAAGCACAGCAGGCACAACAGCUAGCGUUGGUAUUAUUCGAGAUUGUAAACUGUAUAUUGGACAUGUUGGAGAUUCUGCCAUAGUUCUGGGAUCAAGAGAUGUCGAAGGUCAACCACUCGUUGCAAAGAGAUUGACAGAGGACCACAAACCAGAGUCCCCAGAAGAAAAAAAGCGGAUUGAAGAGAUGGGUGGUAAUGUAUUCAGCGGGAAGUCAGGAGUGUUGCGUGUUGUAUGGAACCGCCCCGAAAUAUCACACAAAGGCCCAAUUACAAGGAGGACACAAUUAGAAAAGAUUCCAUUCCUAGCAGUAGCUAGGUCUCUUGGCGAUCUUUGGAGUUACAAUUACUCUAGUGGGGACUACGCUGUAUCUCCGGAGCCUGAUCUUCACUGCAUGCAGCUCGACCCCAAGAAACAUGUAUGCCUAAUCCUUGGAAGUGAUGGCCUCUGGAAUAUGAUGUCUCCUCAAGAAGCUGUUCAUAUUGUGGAACAAGUUGAGACAGAGGUUGAGCAAAGGUUUUUGCAUGACCCGAAUGUGACUGAAAACUACUGGAUCAACCCAUCAACUCGACUUGUGGACACUGCACUUGCUCGAUGGCACAUGAAUAGCAUGCGUGCGGAUAAUACGACAGCCAUCACAGUUAUGAUUGAUCCCUAUGGCCCAAGGAAAAGUGAACGGUUAAUGCAACAGAGGAAGCAUCUCAUUGCAACAAGGAAGAAGAAAAAGGAGGAAAAGGUUUUCCCAAGUCGUGUAGAACCAGUUUUAUCGAAGUUAGACAGAGGAUUACCAUUUGUUGAUCCCUUGGAAUCACUUCCAACAUUCGAUGAGGUUGAUGGACCAGCACCACCUGUAGUGAAUCCUGAAUCACAACCAAGUUCUAGUAACCAAAGUGCUGGAAGUUCUCCGCGUAGUAAACCUUAUGCGUUGACUAGAGUAAGCAAUAUGUCCCCAAACCCUGUGGUAGAGAAUACCUCUGCACCUCCUGUUGCCUCAAUGCCAGUGCCAAGUGGCUCCCCACACAACUUGCGAAAUAAAUCUCUGAAAUCUGUAUCUAUAGACACCAGUGCAUCUUCGGCGCAAUCGCUAAGCUCCAGCAAACUUAGUAAAAACAAUGCUGGAAAGCCUAACAAUGACACUCUUGUGAAAACAAACACUGAUUCAAAAAAACCAUCAGCGGUUAGUUCACCUUCACAAAAAGUGUCCCCUGAUACAAAACUGUUACGGAAUCACACCAAGUCACCGAAAGUGGAAGGCCGUUCUGCAAGACAGAAUAGUAACAGGACAAGUAUGAGUUACACAUGUGAGAACUCUGUCAAAUCCCUAAGUUCACCACCGAUUGUUGCUUGUAAAACUAUCGACGGAGACGAGCCGUUGACACCUCGUCGAAUGACCCGUGGUCUUCUCAAGGACAAUGCCAAUCAUGUUGUUCCAGCAGUUCCUGUGGUGCACGAAGUGAGAGAUAUUGGACAGAAAGAACAAAGUCCUAAACCGGUGCCAAGAGUCACGAGGCAGACACCAUCAAGGACAAGGUUCACCAACAUCAAGAGAAAGAUUGCCGAUACCCCUAGCCCGAAUUUACGCCGAAAGAGAAUGAAAGUAAAUGUAAAAUAACAUACAUUGCAUUUGUAGUUUAAAUUGACAAUGUUGACAUGAAUGUGUGUGAUUGUGGUCAUAACCUUUAUAUUAAUGCAUGCAGGAACUUGAGUUGAAGUUUACUAAGAUGAAUACACUGGUUAUGUGCAUUUCGUUUGUGAGGUCAAAUGACAGUGCAUGCAGUGCCAUGGAGGAAGGUUUUUAAAAAUAAAGUCGUAGUGUCAUUUACAAGAUUUUAUAAGGUAGCAUUGGUGUACAUGUAAAUAUGAAUGUUAGAUUUUGGAGCAGGUUUUCUUGGUUAUAAAACAGCUUAUACAUGUAUUUCUCUACCAACCUACUUUUCAGAAUGGUUCAACUGUCGGCUUUGGAGAAGCUGUUGGACACUUACAAUGUUCUUUUUAUUUAUUUAAAGCUGGUUUAAUUGUAAAAUAGUAUGUUUCGACAAAUUUCUUAUGUGAUAAAUGAAAUAAAGGUUGUUUCAAAUUCAAAGAAUGGCUCAGAAAAACAGAGAAAGUUUGCUUCAUGGUGAUAACCAAACAUUCCAGUUCAACUCUUCGCAUGGCCUCCAUCCUAUGAUUUGGUUUAUGACUUGAUUCAGCAAAGAUAUUCUCUUUGUAAUUGUAAUUGUACAUGUUCAUUGUGGUAAUACUAUUAAUAGUCUAAUAUAACCUGAGCUGUGAGACCAGACAUUAAUUUCAGGGAUGUGAAACUUGUUUUCUACAUUAUCGUGCAUGCAUAUAUGUACCGGGAGUGGAAAUGAUCUGAGAUAUUGAACUGAACUUGUUGAUCUUCACAGACAAAAACGUGUCUGCACUCAGCUUGACAAUGUACGGUAACCUAUAGGUUGUCUCCUCAUGAGUGAUAUGGCCACUUGCCCAGUAUGGGCAAAUUGUGUCACGUAUCAAGAAGUUGCGGUCUCUUGGGCUUCCUGCCUAAAGGCCAAUCACUCGGUGAUUUUGCUAUCACAUUUACAGGUAUAACAAUAGACUCAAGAAUUUCUCCUCGUCCACAGGGCAACCAACUACUUUAUUGUGAAGUAACCCUCUGUCUGAUAAUUUGGUCGGGGCAAUAGGACAAGUAAGAAAAUCAAACCCUGCGAGAUCUUUGACUUUCACCACCAGACUACUGGUAAAAAUCUUGUGUUCAUGUACAUCUAUAAUAUUCAUUAUUUAUUUCACUUGUACAUUUUAUUGUAAAUUGUAAUUAUGAUUCAUGAUUUUUAAUUUUAUGCCUAUAAAUUAUUGCACAUUGAUAUUUUUAAGGGUUUGAGACCCUAUCUGUAUCUUGCUUUUGUACCGUUCUAAUUUUAUACUUAGAUAAGCCAUCAAUGCUUAUUUCAAUCGAGGAAGGCAUGUGACUCCACAGCCAGAGUACACUUACUGUUUGCUGAACUAUAAUUGGUUACUCUCCACUCAAAAAGAAAUUGUGCAUACCUGAAUUCAAUGGAAUUGGGCUUCUGGUGCUGAUUGAAUUUGAAGGCAUUUGCAUUCUUUGGCUACGUAAAAAUACACGGAUUUGCUGUAAAAAUUGAAAGUGAAUAGAACCCUUAAGAUCAUCAACCAGCAACGUUUGAGAGGAGGGCCUCCGUGAAAUAUUUUUUAGUAUAUCAGUUUGUCUUCACCGGGUGCCUUUCCUUUAGUUCUAUUCUAUCCAACAGUCUCCAUGCAUCAGACUCUGUAUACUAUUGUUCUCUGUAUAUAAUUAGUUAGUUUGUAGGAAAAGUGAUGUGCUUUACAAGCCUGAACUUACCUGCAGUAUGUCUGAUUUGAUUUAUGAACACUUCUCGGCAAGAUCCUUGGUCAAUUUAUGACAACUUCGUCAAUACCAGUAUGUUACUAUGUGCAAUCUGGGGUACCAUUCUUCAGAUCUAUGUUCAUAUAUUUUAUGUUAAAAACACAUGUUCAGUGUUGGUCGAGUGAUAAAUUUACUGAAAACCACUAAUACAAGAUUUCGUGAGCUUUCUUUUUAGGUCUAUGGUAUAUUUUGAAAUGCUCACUGUUGUUGGUCUUGUAUCCUCCAAUACAGAUUUUGCUUUUUAAAACAUGAUUAUCCAUAACCCCAACUGUAAUCAAAACUCCUCCACUUUUCGGGACAAACUAUUGACCUUCUUGGGUGACCAUCUUGGGUGACCAGCUGAGUCUUUCACUCGUCUAGUCCAAGUACAAUUACUCCAUGAACCGCUUCUAUAACUUAAGCCAUGUAGUUGUCAUGUCCAUGUAUGAAUGUGCUGCAUGGGUUGUAAUGUAUUAGUUGUGUAAACGUAUUAACUAUCACAACAUGCUUUGUUGGAAAGCUAUUUAAAAUAAAAUGUAAA
Lineus longissimus is the source of this 4332-nucleotide messenger RNA. Its product is annotated as protein phosphatase 1D-like. NCBI's taxonomy places the organism in Eukaryota, Metazoa, Nemertea, Pilidiophora, Heteronemertea, Lineidae. The record is from RefSeq and is a predicted model, not a curated record. The coding region runs from base 99 to 2036 and encodes 645 amino acids. Gene Ontology annotation, molecular function: cation binding; protein serine/threonine phosphatase activity; mitogen-activated protein kinase binding. The transcript has 5 exons. Gene Ontology annotation, biological process: negative regulation of gene expression, epigenetic; peptidyl-threonine dephosphorylation.